This is a messenger RNA of Cyprinodon variegatus (sheepshead minnow), 555 nucleotides long. Its product is annotated as cornifelin homolog B-like. The coding region runs from base 145 to 531 and encodes 128 amino acids. The record is from RefSeq and is a predicted model, not a curated record. NCBI's taxonomy places the organism in Eukaryota, Metazoa, Chordata, Actinopteri, Cyprinodontiformes, Cyprinodontidae. The transcript has 4 exons.
GAGACAGAUUAGGACUCAUACAGGAAGAACCAGUAUAUCCAGUCUUUUUGUUGAUGUGUGAGACUUCUAUUUUAGUGCCUAUCAACAGCUUUUCAUAGAGCCAUUUCUUCUUAGAGCCCUUCCAUCGAACACAGAGACUUCAUCAUGGAAACUAAAGUAGUGAUUAACCCACCUCAGCAAGUGAUGGCGAUGCAAAACUCUCGGGAGUGGGGGAGCGGCAUAUGUGGCUGCUUUACGGAUAUGAGAGACUGCUGUCUUGCAUUCUGGUGCCUCCCCUGCUUUGCCUGCUUGACCAGCAGAGCGUAUGGGGAGCAUCUCUGCACCCCGUUACUGGAGUGCUUUGCAUAUAUGAUCUCACCAAUCACCAUGUCCAUGAGGACCAGCAUGAGAGAGCGCUACAACAUCGAGGGCUCCAUUGCUAGGGAUUGCAUUUUCGUCACCUUCUGCCUUCCCUGCGUUUGGUGUCAGAUGUCCAGAGAGAUAAAGAGAAGGAACUUGCAAGUCGUCAUGGUCGGCGCAAAAAACAUAUGAGCUCAUUCUAAAUUUAUAUUAAAA